Molecule: messenger RNA, 1806 nt
Organism: Brassica rapa (field mustard)
Lineage: Eukaryota; Viridiplantae; Streptophyta; Magnoliopsida; Brassicales; Brassicaceae
Product: UDP-galactose/UDP-glucose transporter 1
Biological process (GO): UDP-galactose transmembrane transport
Cellular component (GO): Golgi membrane; endoplasmic reticulum membrane
Molecular function (GO): UDP-galactose transmembrane transporter activity; UDP-glucose transmembrane transporter activity
Source: RefSeq, a predicted model, not a curated record
UGUGUUGUUAUCAUAUUUUAAGCUUUCAACCAUACUUUAUUUGUCAACCAUAUAUCAUCUCUUCCUUUACGUAAAAGCAUAUCUUAUCACCUUUGUUUUGAUAAACAUUAUUCAAUAUUUUAUAAACAUUCAUAAAAUAUUUAUGUAUCAAUAUCAUCAACCAUUGUCUCAUUUUUCCCAUGAAAAUUUCUGUUACAACUCGUAGAAAAUUCGAUAUAUGAAAAAUCAAAAUAUCAAAUGGCCCCCAAUGAUUGUAACCCACUCUGGUCAACAAAGCAGCCAGCCACCGAAACUUCCUAACAUGUUGUAAACUUUCGAGGCAACGUGUGGUUAUAAUAGCAAACAAACGGUGUGUAGUUUCCCUUUCAACCUCAGACACGGAGACCAUUUCACAAGCUGAACCCCAAAAGUGUAUACGCGUCAUCUUACCCAAUCAGAAGCGUAAAGCGAGAUCAUCAGUCCAGUGUUUAACCUCCACGUGGAACAUCGACGUGUAUUUUCGCGCCUUUUGUAACAAAUAAUAAAAAAUUCGUCCAAAACAAACAUCUCGGUCGCCGGAGGAAUAAUCGGCGGUGCGGAGGCGUUUCCCUGAGGGUGAUGGAGGCGAAUGGAUCUGGAUUCCGGCGAAUUCUGCUGCUGGCGCUGUGCAUCUCCGGAAUCUGGUCCGCCUACAUCUACCAAGGCGUUCUUCAGGAAACUCUGUCCACGAAGAGAUUUGGUCCAGAUGAGAAGAGGUUCGAGCACCUUGCAUUCUUGAACUUGGCGCAAAGUGUAGUCUGCUUGGUCUGGUCUUUUAUUAUGAUUAAGCUUUGGUCAAACACCGGUAACGGUGGUGCACCAUGGUGGACGUAUUGGAGUGCCGGCAUUACUAAUACCAUUGGUCCUGCCAUGGGGAUUGAAGCCUUGAAAUACAUCAGUUAUCCAGCUCAGGUCCUGGCAAAAUCUUCAAAAAUGAUUCCAGUUAUGCUGAUGGGAACUUUGGUUUACGGAAUAAGAUACACUUUCCCUGAAUACAUUUGCACCUUUCUUGUCGCGGGAGGAGUAGCUGUGUUUGCUCUUCUUAAGACAAGCUCUAAGACAAUCAGCAAGCUAGCUCAUCCAAAUGCACCCUUAGGCUACGCACUUUGCUUCUUAAACCUCGCCUUUGACGGAUUCACAAACGCCACCCAAGACUCCAUUGCCUCAAGGUACCCGAAAACAGAAGCUUGGGACAUAAUGCUGGGGAUGAAUCUAUGGGGCACAAUAUACAACUUGGUCUACAUGUUUGGAUUACCACAAGGGAUGGGAUUCGAAGCAUAUCAGUUCUGUAAGCAGCACCCGGAAGCGGCAUGGGAUAUUCUGAAAUACUGUCUAUGCGGUGCCGUGGGACAAAACUUCAUAUUCAUGACGAUAAGUAACUUCGGGUCACUAGCUAACACGACCAUAACGACGACAAGGAAGUUCGUUAGCAUCGUUGUGUCGUCGGUGAUGAGCGGGAAUCCAUUGUCGCUGAAGCAAUGGGGAUGUGUUUCGAUGGUGUUUGGUGGUUUGUCUUAUCAGAUUUUCCUUAAAUGGAGCAAGUCGAAAAGAGUGGAGAAGAAGAAGCAAAAGAGUUGAACAAAAGAGCGAAAACACACAAUGUGUAUGGCUCUGUUACCUUUUCUCAUAUCUCUAAACUGAGUUUUUAGAUUUUUUUUUUCCUUUUAGCUGUUUAUGUUUAACCAACCGAAACAGUCUCAAACCAGAUUAGUCAACUGUAAAACUAGUGAUUAGCAGAGAGGUAAUAGUAAUGAUGAUUCAAAUAUGACUUAACUUUUGCGAUCCAAA